Messenger RNA from Notolabrus celidotus (New Zealand spotty), 1179 nucleotides. RefSeq names its product methyltransferase like 5 (gene mettl5). Gene Ontology annotation, biological process: rRNA methylation. The coding region runs from base 169 to 924 and encodes 251 amino acids. The record is from RefSeq and is a predicted model, not a curated record. NCBI's taxonomy places the organism in Eukaryota, Metazoa, Chordata, Actinopteri, Labriformes, Labridae. The transcript has 6 exons. Gene Ontology annotation, molecular function: nucleic acid binding; rRNA (adenine-N6-)-methyltransferase activity.
AUUCUCGGGUCCAUGUCGGAUUGUUUUGGUUGGUGCGCACACUUUUGCGGAAGUGGUCUUAAACAUGCUCGAAACUCACUCGCAAUGAUUUGAAGUAAAAAAAAUAAACGUUUGACAUAAAGUAUCUGGGUUUCUUAAGAAAUAUUUGGGACAUCACAGUCUCUAGUCAUGAAACUAAAGGAGUUAGAGAGCUGUCUACAGCAGGUGGACGGAUUUGAAGAGCCAAAAAUUCUUCUUGAGCAAUAUCCAACGAGUCCACAUAUUGCAGCAUGCAUGCUUUAUACAAUCCAUAACACGUUUGAUGACAUUGAGGGAAAACUUGUAGCGGAUCUUGGAUGUGGUUGUGGAGUCCUCAGUAUCGGGGCUGCAGUGCUGGAAGCAGGUUUAUGUGUUGGCUUCGACAUUGAUAGCGACGCACUGGAAAUAUUCCGAAGAAAUGCAGAGGAAUUUGAAAUUUCUAAUUUGGAUCUGGUCCAGUGCGACCUCUGUGCUCUCGAGACAGAGGCUUAUUCCAAAAAGUUUGACACGGUCAUUAUGAACCCUCCUUUUGGGACAAAACACAACCAGGGCAUGGACAUGAAGUUCCUACGGGCCGCUUUGAUGAUGGCAAAGACGGCAGUGUAUUCACUGCAUAAAACAUCAACACGAGAGAACUACGAUACGACUUACCAGCAUCUUACAAGUUUCACAAGAAGAAAUCGGUUGACAUCCAGGUGGACUUCUUACGGUUCUCAACAGCCUGACACUUAUACUGGAAUGGAUUUAAGUUGCCUCUGCAUUUUCACUGUUUAUAAUAAAGGUUUAAAAAAAAUACACAAAUUUGGUUGCAACUUUUUGACUAAGAUCCAUUUUCAGUUUUGGCAACCUUGGCUGCAGGACCGUCAGCAUCUUAGGGGGAAAAAAACAGACAUGAAGUUGUAUUAAUGUCAGGAUAAGUUAAUAUCAAACCCAUCAAUCAAAACUUUAAGGCUCUAAAAUGUUCACUUUACCAUCAUCAUCAUCAUCAUCGCUUUCAAACUUCGUCUUUUUGCCUCUGUACUGGUUUCUGCCUUGAUCUCUGCCGCCUCUUCCCCUUCGGCCUCCUCUUCCUCUGCCACCUGAUCUACCUCUGCCACCUUAUAAGGACAGACAAGAUAUACUCAACCUUAUUGUACAGGAAAUAAACCAUUGAUGAUGUAA